AGGUAGAGGGAGGUGUAGGAUGAGGUCUGGAGACCGCCGUUGGGGUUUUUAAGGCUUCAGCUUCCCCAGCAUCUUGGCAUUUUGAAUGUCUUCCUGCUUCGGGUCCAAGGUUUCUCUCCACUGAUUGAAAUGCUGCUGGAAGCCUGAUUAAAGGUGCCUAAAGAUAACACCUUCUACCAGGAAGCCCUGCGCGCUUGAGAGGAUCUUUUUCAAUGCAUUAUGGCUCAUGCAGCCUCACAAUUAAAGAAAAACAGGGAUUUAGAAAUCAAUGCUGAAGAAGAGACUGAGAAAAAAAGGAAACACCGCAAACGGUCCCGGGAUCGGAAGAAGAAGUCGGAUGCCAAUGCAAGUUACUUAAGAGCAGCUCGAGCCGGACACUUAGAAAAGGCCCUUGACUACAUAAAAAAUGGAGUCGACAUCAACAUUUGCAAUCAGAAUGGGUUGAAUGCUCUCCAUCUUGCUUCCAAAGAAGGCCAUGUAGAAGUUGUUUCCGAGCUGCUACAGAGAGAAGCCAACGUGGAUGCAGCUACGAAGAAAGGAAACACAGCGUUGCAUAUAGCAUCUUUGGCGGGGCAAGCAGAGGUGGUAAAGGUCUUGGUUACAAAUGGAGCCAAUGUCAAUGCCCAAUCCCAGAAUGGUUUCACACCAUUGUAUAUGGCGGCCCAGGAGAACCACCUGGAAGUUGUCAAGUUUCUCCUUGACAAUGGUGCAAGCCAGAGCCUGGCCACGGAGGAUGGCUUCACACCGUUGGCAGUAGCUUUGCAACAAGGUCACGAUCAAGUAGUGUCGCUCCUGCUAGAAAACGACACGAAAGGAAAAGUGCGUCUUCCAGCUCUUCACAUCGCUGCCCGGAAGGAUGACACGAAAGCUGCCGCCCUGCUGCUGCAGAAUGACAACAAUGCGGACGUGGAGUCGAAGAGUGGCUUCACUCCGCUCCACAUAGCUGCUCACUAUGGAAAUAUCAACGUAGCCACGUUGCUGUUAAACCGAGCGGCAGCCGUGGGCUUCACUGCGCGGAAUGACAUCACGCCUUUACAUGUUGCAUCAAAACGAGGAAACGCCAAUAUGGUAAAACUAUUGCUUGAUCGAGGAGCUAAAAUUGAUGCCAAAACAAGGGAUGGGCUGACACCACUGCACUGUGGAGCGAGGAGCGGCCAUGAGCAGGUGGUGGAGAUGCUGCUUGAUCGAGCUGCCCCCAUUCUCUCAAAAACCAAGAAUGGAUUGUCUCCACUGCACAUGGCUACACAGGGGGAUCAUUUAAACUGCGUCCAACUUCUCCUCCAGCAUAACGUGCCUGUGGACGACGUCACCAAUGACUACCUGACUGCCCUGCACGUGGCUGCCCACUGUGGCCAUUACAAAGUCGCCAAGGUUCUCUUGGACAAGAAGGCUAACCCCAACGCCAAAGCCCUGAAUGGCUUUACCCCUCUCCAUAUUGCCUGCAAGAAGAAUCGAAUUAAAGUAAUGGAACUGCUUCUGAAACAUGGUGCAUCCAUCCAAGCUGUAACCGAGUCGGGCCUUACCCCAAUCCAUGUUGCUGCCUUCAUGGGGCAUGUAAAUAUCGUGUCACAACUAAUGCAUCAUGGAGCCUCACCAAAUACCACCAACGUGAGAGGAGAAACAGCGCUGCACAUGGCAGCUCGCUCCGGCCAGGCCGAAGUCGUGCGGUAUCUGGUGCAAGACGGUGCUCAGGUAGAAGCUAAAGCUAAGGAUGACCAAACCCCACUCCACAUUUCUGCCCGAUUGGGGAAAGCAGAUAUAGUACAACAGCUGUUGCAGCAAGGAGCAUCUCCAAAUGCAGCCACGACUUCUGGGUACACCCCACUCCACCUUGCAGCCCGAGAGGGUCAUGAGGACGUAGCCGCAUUCCUUUUGGAUCAUGGCGCAUCUUUAUCUAUAACAACAAAGAAAGGAUUUACUCCCCUUCAUGUGGCAGCAAAAUAUGGGAAGCUUGAAGUAGCCAGUCUCCUGCUACAGAAAAGUGCAUCUCCAGAUGCUGCUGGGAAGAGCGGGCUAACUCCACUGCAUGUAGCUGCACAUUACGAUAAUCAGAAAGUGGCCCUUCUGCUUCUGGACCAAGGAGCCUCACCCCACGCGGCUGCAAAGAAUGGUUAUACACCACUGCACAUCGCUGCCAAAAAGAACCAGAUGGACAUAGCGACAACUCUGCUGGAAUACGGUGCUGAUGCAAACGCAGUUACCCGGCAAGGAAUUGCUUCUGUCCAUCUUGCAGCUCAGGAAGGACAUGUGGACAUGGUGUCACUGCUCCUCAGCAGAAAUGCUAAUGUGAACUUGAGCAACAAGAGUGGCCUGACCCCACUCCAUUUGGCUGCUCAAGAAGAUAGAGUGAAUGUGGCCGAAGUCCUAGUAAACCAGGGGGCACACGUGGACGUCCAGACAAAGAUGGGAUACACACCGCUACAUGUGGGCUGCCACUAUGGAAACAUCAAGAUUGUUAACUUCCUGCUCCAGCAUUCUGCAAAAGUGAAUGCCAAAACAAAGAAUGGGUAUACGCCGUUACACCAAGCAGCUCAACAGGGACACACGCAUAUAAUCAAUGUCUUGCUUCAGAACAAUGCCUCCCCCAAUGAACUCACUGUGAAUGGGAACACUGCCCUGGCCAUUGCCCGGAGGCUUGGCUACAUCUCAGUGGUGGACACCCUGAAGGUGGUAACUGAAGAGACUGUGACCACGACUACUGUCAUAGAGAAGCACAAAAUGAAUGUUCCCGAAACGAUGAAUGAAGUUCUUGACAUGUCUGAUGAUGAAGUUCGUAAAGCCAACGCCCCUGAAAUGCUCAGUGAUGGCGAAUAUAUCUCAGAUGUUGAAGAAGGUGAAGAUGCAAUGACAGGCGACACGGACAAGUAUCUUGGGCCACAAGACCUUAAGGAAUUGGGCGAUGAUUCUCUGCCCGCAGAGGGCUACAUGGGCUUUAGUCUGGGGGCCCGUUCUGCCAGCCUCCGCUCCUUCAGUUCGGAUAGGUCUUACACCUUGAACAGAAGCUCCUUCGCGCGGGACAGCAUGACGAUUGAAGAACUCCUGGUGCCAUCCAAAGAGCAGCAUCUAACAUUCACAAGAGAAUUUGAUUCAGAUUCUCUUAGACAUUACAGCUGGGCUGCAGACACCUUGGACAAUGUCAAUCUUGUCUCAAGUCCUGUUCAUUCUGGGUUUCUGGUUAGCUUUAUGGUGGAUGCAAGAGGCGGCUCCAUGCGGGGAAGCCGGCACCACGGGAUGAGAAUCAUCAUUCCUCCUCGCAAGUGCACUGCCCCCACCCGUAUCACCUGCCGUUUGGUAAAGAGACAUAAACUGGCCAACCCACCCCCCAUGGUGGAAGGAGAGGGAUUAGCCAGUAGGCUGGUAGAAAUGGGUCCUGCAGGGGCACAAUUUUUAGGCCCUGUCAUAGUGGAAAUCCCUCACUUUGGGUCUAUGAGAGGAAAAGAGAGAGAACUCAUUGUUCUUCGAAGUGAAAAUGGCGAAACGUGGAAGGAGCAUCAAUUUGACAGUAAAAAUGAAGAUUUAACCGAAUUACUUAAUGGCAUGGAUGAAGAACUUGAUAGCCCAGAAGAGUUAGGGAAAAAGCGUAUCUGCAGGAUUAUCACUAAGGAUUUCCCCCAGUAUUUCGCAGUGGUUUCACGGAUUAAGCAGGAAAGCAAUCAGAUUGGUCCUGAAGGUGGAAUUCUAAGCAGCACCACUGUGCCCCUCGUCCAAGCUUCUUUCCCAGAGGGUGCUUUAACCAAAAGAAUUCGAGUGGGCCUCCAGGCCCAGCCUGUUCCAGAUGAAACUGUGAAAAAGAUCCUUGGAAACAAAGCAACAUUUAGCCCAAUUGUCACUGUGGAACCAAGAAGAAGGAAAUUCCAUAAGCCUAUCACAAUGACCAUUCCAGUGCCCCCGGCCUCCGGAGAAGGUGUCUCCAACGGGUACAAAGGAGACACCACACCCAAUCUGCGCCUUCUCUGUAGCAUUACAGGGGGCACAUCGCCUGCUCAGUGGGAAGACAUCACAGGAACUACUCCUUUGACGUUUAUAAAGGAUUGUGUCUCUUUUACAACCAAUGUUUCAGCCAGAUUUUGGCUUGCAGACUGCCAUCAAGUUUUAGAAACUGUGGGGUUAGCCACUCAACUGUACAGAGAAUUAAUAUGUGUUCCAUAUAUGGCCAAGUUUGUCGUUUUUGCCAAAAUGAAUGAUCCUGUAGAAUCCUCUCUGCGAUGUUUCUGCAUGACAGAUGAUAAAGUGGACAAAACUUUAGAGCAGCAAGAGAAUUUUGAGGAAGUUGCAAGAAGCAAAGAUAUUGAGGUUCUGGAAGGAAAACCUAUUUAUGUUGAUUGUUAUGGAAACCUGGCCGCACUUACCAAAGGAGGACAGCAACUUGUUUUUAACUUUUAUGCUUUCAAAGAAAAUAGACUGCCAUUUUCUAUCAAGAUUAGAGACACCAGCCAAGAGCCCUGUGGUCGUCUGUCUUUUCUGAAAGAACCAAAGACAACAAAAGGACUGCCUCAAACAGCUGUUUGCAACUUAAACAUCACUCUACCCGCACAUAAAAAGACCGAGAAAACGGAUAGACGACAGAGCUUUGCAUCGUUGGCUUUACGUAAGCGCUACAGCUACUUGACUGAGCCCGGAAUGAAAACAGUUGAACGGAGUGCAGGACCAACGAGAUCCCUCCCCACCACUUACUCAUACAAGCCAUUCUUUUCUGCAAGAGCAUACCAGUCCUGCACAGCAGCUCCGAUGACAGUGCCCGGGCCGGCCACAUCAGGCUUCACUUCCUUAUCAAGUUCCUCCUCUAAUACGCCAUCAGCUUCUCCAUUAAAAUCAAUAUGGUCUGUUUCGACUCCUUCUCCAAUCAAAUCCACGUUAGGCGCAUCAACUACAUCUUCGGUUAAAUCCAUUAGUGAUGUGGCAUCUCCAAUUAGAUCCUUUCGGACAAUUUCUUCGCCAAUAAAAACAGUGGUGUCACAGUCUCCAUACAAUAUCCAAGUUGCCUCUGGUACCCUGGUUAGAGCUCCCACAGUCACGGAGGCCUCGCCUUUAAAGGGGCUGGCAUCCAAUUCUACAUUUUCCUCUCGAACCUCCCCAGUGACUACAGCAGGAUCUCUUUUGGAGAGGUCGUCCAUUACCAUGACUCCCCCUGCUUCCCCCAAAUCAAACAUUAAUAUGUAUUCCUCGAGUCUGCCAUUUAAGUCAAUUAUCACAUCCACAGCACCGCUACUAUCUUCACCUUUAAUGUCAGUGGUGUCUCCAGCUAAAUCAACAGCCGAUGUCAUUUCGUCAGCUAAAGUUACGAUGGCCUCUUCUCUCUCAUCACCCGUGAAACAGAUGCCUGGACAUGCAGAGGUAGCAUUAGUCAACGGAUCCAUUUCCCCUCUGAAAUAUCCAUCAUCUUCAACUUUAAUUAACGGAUGCAAAGCCACUGCCACAUUACAGGAAAAAAUUGCUACAGCUACAAACUCUGUGAGCUCUGUGGUUAAUGGAGCCGCUGAUGCAGUCGAGAAAGCGUUCCCUACCACCACAGCAAUGCCGUUUUCCCCACUCAGGUCAUAUGUUUCUCCAGCACCAUCAGCUUUUCAGUCUCUAAGAACUCCUUCUGCAAGUGCACUGUAUACAUCCCUCGGGUCGUCAAUACCUGCAACUACCUCAUCUGUAACUUCAUCAAUAAUAACAGUGCCAGUAUACUCUGUAGUCAAUGUUUUGCCGGAACCAGCAUUAAAGAAACUUCCAGACUCUAAUUCACUUACAAAAUCAGCAGCAGCCUUGCUGUCACCCAUUAAAACAUUGACUACGGAGACACGUCCUCAGCCCCAUUUCAAUCGAACUUCAUCUCCAGUUAAGUCAUCUUUGUUCCUUGCACCAUCUGCCCUUAAGCUGUCUACGCCAUCUUCUCUGUCUUCCAGUCAGGAGAUACUAAAAGACGUGGCCGAAAUGAAGGAGGACCUAAUGCGGAUGACUGCAAUACUCCAAACGGAUGUGCCUGAGGAGAAGCCAUUCCAACCUGAACUCCCCAAAGAAGGGAGAAUCGACGAUGAAGAACCUUUCAAAAUUGUCGAGAAAGUGAAGGAAGACUUAGUGAAAGUUAGUGAAAUCCUUAAAAAGGAUGUCUGUGUGGAUAAUAAGGGACCACCCAAAUCACCAAAGAGUGACAAAGGACAUUCUCCCGAAGACGACUGGAUAGAAUUCAGUUCAGAAGAAAUAAGAGAGGCAAGACAACAGGCUACUGCGAGCCCUUCUCCAUCUCCGCCAGAGAGAGUGCAAGUCAAGGCAAAGGCUGCCUCCGACAAGGAUUAUAACUUGACCCAAGUUAUCGAUUACCUAACAAAUGAUAUCGGGAGUAGUUCACUGACAAACUUAAAGUACAAGUUUGAGGACGCCAAGAAGGAUGGUGAAGAGAGACAGAAACGAAUUUUGAAACCGGCAAUUGCCCUGCAGGAACACAAACUCAAAAUGCCUCCAGCCUCCAUGAGGUCUUCCACCUCCGAGAAAGAGUUAUGUAAGAUGGCCGAUUCCUUUUUUGGAACAGAUACUAUUUUAGAGUCUCCAGAUGACUUUUCUCAACAUGACCAAGAUAAAAGUCCCUUGUCUGACAGUGGCUUUGAAACAAGAAGUGAGAAAACACCUUCAGCCCCACAAAGCGCCGAAAGCACUGGUCCCAAACCACUUUUUCAUGAAGUCCCCAUCCCUCCGGUCAUUACAGAAACGAGAACUGAAGUGGUUCAUGUCAUCAGGAGCUAUGAGCCCUCAGCUGGAGAGGCCCCCCCGUCCCAACCAGAGGAGCCCAUGUCACCCAAACCAUCACCUACUUUUAUGGAACUGGAACCAAAGCCCACCACUUCUAGUAUUAAAGAAAAAGUCAAAGCGUUUCAAAUGAAAACCAGUAGCGAAGAAGACGACCACAGCCACGUUCUGGGCAAAGGCAUGCGUGUUAAAGAAGAGACUCACAUAACCACAACCACCAGAAUGGUUUAUCAUUCUCCACCAGGCAGUGAAGGCGCCUCUGAGAGAAUUGAAGAAACCAUGUCAGUCCACGACAUCAUGAAGGCCUUUCAGUCCGGGCGAGACCCUUCCAAAGAGCUGGCAGGUCUGUUUGAACAUAAGUCGGCAGUGUCCCCAGACGUUCACAAGUCUGCUGCUGAAACCUCAGCCCAGCACGCAGAGAAGGACAACCAAAUGAAACCCAAACUGGAGCGUAUAAUAGAAGUCCACAUCGAAAAAGGUAACCAAGCUGAGCCCACUGAAGUCAUUAUUAGAGAAACCAAAAAGCAUCCAGAAAAGGAAAUGUAUGUGUAUCAGAAAGACUUAUCCCGGGGAGAUAUUAACCUAAAAGAUUUUCUGCCAGAGAAACACGAUGCUUUUCCUUGUUCAGAGGAACAGGGUCAGCAAGAAGAAGAAGAACUCACUGCUGAAGAGUCGUUGCCUUCUUAUCUGGAGUCCUCCAGAGUAAACACUCCCGUGUCCCAAGAAGAAGACAGUCGCCCUAGUUCUGCUCAACUCCUCUCUGAUGACUCUUAUAAAACACUGAAGCUUUUGAGUCAGCACUCAAUAGAAUACCAUGACGAUGAGUUGUCAGAACUAAGAGGGGAAUCUUACAGGUUUGCUGAGAAAAUGCUUCUGUCAGAAAAGCUAGAUGUGUCUCAUUCUGAUACCGAGGAAUCAGUUACAGAGCAUGCAGGACCCCCUAGCUCAGAGUUACAGGGGUCUGAUAAGCGGGCCAGAGAAAAAGUAGUCACUGCCCCCAAAAAAGAAAUUCUCUCCAAAAUCUAUAAAGAUGUGUCUGAAAAUGGUGUAGGUAAAGUGUCUAAGGAUGAGCAUUUUGAUAAAGUGACAGUGUUGCACUAUUCUGGCGAUGUUAGUAGUCCAAAACAUGCCAUGUGGAUGCGCUUUACUGAGGACAGAUUAGACAGAGGUAGAGAGAAGUUGAUAUACGAAGAUAGGGUGGACAGGACCGUGAAGGAAGCUGAAGAAAAACUGACUGAAGUGUCACAGUUUUUUCGUGACAAAACCGAAAAGCUCAAUGAUGAACUGCAGUCCCCAGAGAAAAAGCCACACCCUAGGAAUGGCAAAGAAUACUCAUCUCAAAGCUCUACUGGUGGCAGCCCUGAGAAAGCACUGCUGACGGAAGUGCUGGCACACAGUGACGAGUGGGUCAAGGAGAGGCAGCGCAGCUGUGACAGACAAGGCCUCCCCAGAGCCGACGAGAAGGACGCGGUCAGUCUGCCCAGCAGCCCGGAGGUGGUCCCUUCCCAACAGACUGAGGAUAGCAAGUCCACAGAGGAAGCCAAAGAAAGUCGUUCACAGAGCAAAGAAUCAGAAGGGCCCCAGUCUGGGUUUCAGCUCAAACAAUCUAAACUCAGUUCCAUUAGAUUAAAAUUUGAACAAGGCGCGCAGGCCAAGAGUAAGGACGUUUCUCAAGAAGACAGAAAGCCAGAUGGCCAAUCCAGAAUCCCAGUUAAAAAAAUCCAGGAGAGCAAGCUACCUGUCUCCCAAGUGUUCACUAGAGACAAACAGCAGAAGGCCAUAGACCCUUUGGAUGAAAGUGUCCCUGUGCAAAAAGAUCUUACGGUAUUCAAAGCUAAAGAUGAGCAUGCCCGGAGCAAUGAAAUGGUUGUAAAUGAUUUUGGCUCUGAUGAUGUGAAAAAACAGAGAACUGAAAUGUCAAGUAAAGCAAUGCCUGACCAUUUUUCUGAGCAACAGCCUAAAGACUUGGCAUGUCACGUAACCGCAGAAUUAGCAACCAAGGGACCAUGGGACAAAAAGAUCUUUAGAACGUGGGAAAGUUCUGGAGCCACUAACAAUAAGUCGCAGAAAGAGAAACUUUCGCAUGUACUUGUUCAUGAUGUAAGAGAGAAUCACGUUGGUCACCCUGAGAGUAAAACUGUUGAUCCAAGGGAGGAAUUUUUGUCUGUGACUGAGAGAGAACACAAGUUGUUAACAAACGGCUCUCUCUCAGAAAUUAAGGAAAUGACUGUAAUAUCUCCCUCCAAAAAAGUCUUAUAUAGGGAAUACGGUGUUAAAGACGGGGAACAUCCAGGUGGAUCUCUUGACCAACCUUCCAGGAGAAGUGAGGGCUCGGCAGUGUCGCACAUCCCAGUCAGGGCUGCGGAGGAAAGGAGGACGCCGUCUUCUGAUAUUCCCGAUGGUUUUUGCAAGCAGUCGACAUUUCCAAAACACGAACUAUCACAAAAAUUAUCCCAGACAAGUAUGAGUAAAGAGACAGUUGAGACGCAGCACUUUAAUUCCAUAGAAGAUGAAAAAGUUACCUAUUCAGAAGUCAGCAAAGUUUCCAAACAUCAGAGUUACGUAGGCUUAUGCCCGCCUCCCGAUGAAACCGAGGUCUCCCCGACCAAGUCUCCUGAUUCUCUAGAGUUUAGCCCAGGAAAGGAAUCGCCCUCUAGUGAUGUAUUCGACCACAGUCCCAUUGAUGGAUUGGAAAAAGUUGUACCACUGGCCCAGACGGAGGGAGGGAAAGAGAUAAAAACUUUACCUGUUUAUGUCAGUUUUGUCCAGGUGGGGAAGCAGUAUGAGAAGGAGAUACAACAAGGAGGUGUAAAAAAAAUCAUAAGUCAGGAAUGUAAGACGGUACAAGAGACCAGGGGGACCUUUUAUACAACUAGACAGCAAAAGCAACCCCCUUCUCCCCAGGCUAGUCCAGAAGAUGAUACUCUAGAGCAAGUGUCCUUUCUAGACAGCUCUGGGAAAAGCCCUUUAACCCCAGAGACGCCCAGUUCAGAGGAAGUGAGUUAUGAAUUUACAUCUAAGACACCAGACUCGCUUAUAGCUUAUAUACCAGGCAAACCCAGCCCAAUUCCCGAGGUUUCGGAGGAAUCCGAGGAGGAGGAGCAGGCCAGGUCAGCCUCCUUAAAGCAGACUGCAGUGGAGGAGACGGCAGCAGUGGAGCCCCAAACGCCUAACCACGUGAGCAAAGACUCUAACCAAAGACUCAGAACUCACAGAGUUGCCUACAUUGAAUUUCCCCCUCCUCCACCGCUGGACGCGGACCAGAUGGAGUCCGAUAAGGAACUUCCUUAUCUCCCUGAAAGAGAGGUUGACAUGAUUGAAGUCAGUCUGCAAGACGAGCAUGACAAGUACCGGCUGGCGGAACCGGUCAUCAGGGUGCAGCCACCUUCCCCGGUUCCCCCUGGGGCGGACAUCAGCGACUCCAGCGAUGAUGAAUCCCUUUAUCAACCAGCCCCGGUCAAAAAAUACACCUUCAAGUUAACGGAGGUCGACGACGAACAAAAAGAAGUGACAAAAUCCAAAGCCUCUGCUGAAAAGGCUUCCACCCAGCAAGAAUCAGAAAUGAACGGAUCUGGAAAAGAUACUGAAUUUGGCCUUGGCCUUGAUUCACCUCAGAAUGAAACGGCCCAGAAUGGAAACAAUGACCAGUCCAUCACAGAGUGUUCCAUUGCCACCACGGCAGAGUUUUCUCACGAUACAGAUGCCACAGAGAUCGACUCCCUGGACGGCUACGACCUGCAAGACGAAGAUGACGGCUUGACAGAGAGCGAUGCUAAAUUCCCAAGUCAAACCCUGGAGCUGAAGAAAGAUGUCUGGAACACGGAGGGCAUUCUGAAGCCAGCUGAUCGCUCCUUUAGCCAAAGCAAGUUGGAAGUUAUCGAGGAGGAGGAGGGAAGGGUGGGGCCAGAUGAAGAGAAGCCAUCUUCUAAAAGCUCUUCAUCUGAAAAGACUCCCGCUAAGACUGAUCAGAAGUCGGGGGCCCAGUUUUUCACACUAGAAGGCAGACAUCCUGACAGAUCAGUGUUUCCUGAUACUUACUUCAGUUACAAAGUAGAUGAAGAAUUUGCCACUCCUUUUAAGACAGUAGCUACCAAAGGUCUAGAUUUUGACCCCUGGUCUAAUAACCGAGGGGAUGAUGACGUUUAUGACAGUAGAUCACGGGAAGAUGAAACUAAGCCAUUUGGUCUGGCCGCGGAAGACCGCUCUCCAGCCACCACCCCUGAUACAACGCCAGCCCGAACGCCAACUGACGAAAGUACCCCUACUAGUGAGCCUAACCCCUUCCCAUUUCAUGAAGGAAAAAUGUUUGAGAUGACUCGCAGUGGUGCAAUUGACAUGAGCAAGAGGGAUUUUGUUGAAGAGAGGCUCCAAUUUUUCCAGAUUGGUCCACAGAGUCCAUGUGAACGGACAGAUAUCAGGAUGGCAAUAGUAGCCGAUCACCUGGGACUUAGUUGGACAGAACUGGCAAGGGAACUGAAUUUUUCAGUGGAUGAAAUCAAUCAAAUACGUGUGGAAAAUCCAAAUUCUUUAAUUUCUCAAAGCUUCAUGUUAUUAAAAAAAUGGGUUACCAGAGAUGGAAAAAAUGCUACAACUGAUGCCUUAACUGCGGUCUUGACAAAAAUUAAUCGAAUAGAUAUAGUGACUCUGCUAGAAGGACCAAUAUUUGAUUAUGGAAAUAUUUCAGGCACCAGAAGCUUUGCAGAUGAGAACAAUGUUUUCCAUGACCCUGUGGAUGGUUAUCCUUCCCUUCAAGUGGAACUGGAAACUCCCACAGGGUUGCACUACACACCACCCACCCCUUUCCAGCAAGAUGAUUAUUUUAGUGAUCUCUCUAGCAUAGAAUCUCCCCUUAGAACCCCCAGUAGACUGAGUGAUGGGGUAGUGCCUUCCCAGGGAAACGUAGAGCAUUCAGGAGAUGGACCUCCAGUCGUAACUGCAGAAGACACGUCCUUGGAAGAGAGCAGACUUGAAGACUCAAUGCCUUUGACAGAAAUACCUGAAGCAGUGGAUGUCCAUGAGAGCCAGUUGGAGAAUGUAUGUCUGAGUGAGUAUCCUCAAUACCUCGGAAGGAUGGCUGGGGUCCCAAAAGAUGUUAAACCAGCAGAGCCAUUGGAACAGACUAGAAAAGUAGGAGUGAGCUCUGAGCAGCAAGAGAAAGGAAAAUCUGGUCCUGAUGAGGAGAUGACGGAAGAAAAACUCAAAUCUCUAUUUGAGGAUAUUCAACUUGAAGAAGGAGUAGAGUCUGAGGAGAUGACAGAAGAAAAAGUACAGGCUAUUCUUAAACGUGUUCAGCCAGCAGAACUGGAAAUGUCUUCAAUUACAGGUUGGCUGAAUGAGACAUCAAGUGGAAACCUCGAGUCCCCUGCUCAAGCUCGAAGAAUAACUGGUGGGUUACUAGAUCGACUGGAUGACAGCCCUGACCAGUGUAGAGAUUCCAUUACCUCGUAUCUCAAAGGGGAACCUGGAAAAUUUGAAGCAAAUGGAAGCCAUGCAGAAGUCACUCCAGAAGCAAAGACAAAAUCUUACUUUUCAGAAUCCCAAAAUGAUAUAGGGAAACAGAGUGCAAAGGAAACUCUGAAACCAAAAAUACAAGGUUCUGGUCGUGUUGAUGAACCAGCAUCGUCACUAGUGGCAUAUCAGAAAGCUCUAGAAGAAACCAGCAAGUUUGUCAUAGAAGAGCCUAAACCCUGUGUGCCUGUCAGUAUGAAAAAGAUGAGUAGGACUACUCCUGCAGAUGGCAAGCCAAGGCUUAACCUCCAUGAAGAAGAGGGAUCCAAUGGGUCUGAGCAAAAGCAGGGAGAAGGUUAUAAGAUGAAGACGAAGAAAGAAAUCCGGCAUGUGGAAAAGAAGAGUCACUCAUAACAGUAAAUGGUCAGUCGAGGUGGAUCAUAUUGUUUUUAUUGCCAGUAUUGAGAAAUUCAUGGAAGAUAAGUCAGCAGGAAGUAAAAAUUUACGGAGAAGGGUGUGUGUGUUUGCUGCUUCCACACAUUAAUGGCAUGAUUUUUUUUUAUGCAAAAAGAAAAAAACGGAAAAGAAAACCACCCACAUUUUAAUUUAGCAUGAGCCAAUUUACAGAGCAUGAAAAUUCACUUUCAUUCCCAGGAUUGGCACGUGUGCAAUUAGCAAUGCAGUGUAUAUAUGAGAAGCCAUGCUGUUAACAGUUUAUCUCAAGUAAUUUGGUGUCAUUUACAAAAGGAAGAAAUUCCUGCCGCCAGAAGAGACAGAAGGAGAUGGAAUGAUCAAAUCAUGGAGAAACACUAAAAUUACUAAAUCCACAACAGCUCGCCUUAUUUUUCUUGGACCCAAACUGUCAGGGUAUAAACACUAUUUGUUUCUUUUUUAAAACAUCUAUAGUUUUGCUGUAAAUAAUAACACUGUAUAAAUUCUAACAGAAAAAUGGAAUAAAUGUCAAUAAGGCACUGCCUCUUAGAACACAAAGAGAAUAUUGCAGAUGCAUUUAACAUAACGGGGGUCUCAAGUGACUUCACCCCAAAAGGAGGAGGAGGGGUGAUGGGUAGGAGUAUCUUCACCGAUUCUUGUAUAUUAGCAAUUAUAAUGUUUGUAUACGCAAAACUGCUAGCUUGAUUUUAAAAAAACAAAUCUUUAAAAUCUGCUGCAAAUUUAAAUAAUUCCCCAAAUGAGGAAUUCUGUAGUUCUGUGAAAAAAAUUUUUCUUCAGAAUACUAAUAUUUUGAUGCAUGUGUAUCACCUUAUUUUGAUUAAAUCUUUUCCAAUUUUGCAAACACUACAGUAUACUGCAACACAGAAGAUUUUAUCUGUAAACACAAAGCCCUUCAUCUAAUAUUUGUUGCUAUUGCCAAUUUUUCAAUGAAAUGACCUAAAAAUGAAAAAAAAAAAUAACCUAUACGGUAGUUGCUUUAGGGGGAGGGGGGUGCUGGUAGUGCUUAAAAGGGUAAUGCUUGCCGCUUUAGAGGUGGACGGUGCUCAUAAGAGGCCCCUGUCAGGGGUAUUUUCAGUGGACUGCACAGAAAUUCUUAGCUAGUAGAAUGGCAGCACGCUGUAAACUUAUUCCUGUAUCGUGUACUGGCUGUAAGAUGUAGACACCUUUCAGUAAGCCAAUCAUUUGUAACCAUUCUAGCCAUGUCAUAUUAGGUUAAUAAGGCUGCUGUGUUUAAAGGGCAUUUUUAUUUGGGUUUUGGUGAAAUUCUUUAAUUUGUUGAUUAUAUUCAUAUAAAAUCAGCAUUUAUUGACACAUAGCUCUAAUGACAUAUGUAGGAGAAACCAUACACUGGAUGACCUAGUCGAUUAUUUAAGCAUAAAAUAAAUUGUGUUAAACUCUUCACCUAUCUGUGCUCUACAGUGUCCUUGUGUUCUCUGGCAAAAAGGUAAUUGUCUUAACCCCUUGUCACUUGGCCGCAGCCGUCCUCCUCACCAGCCCGUUUCGAGCCUCUGCCUCUGUGGUCGCUAAAGAGAUAAUCCGCAACAUUCAGCCCUGCCCUGCCGACUCCCAACUCAACACAAAUUCUGUGCAUUUCACUGAGAAGCCAAAAAUUACCGAUUGACUGACAAGUGAUCUUUGCCCACAGCUGGUAUGAGCUGCCCCCCAAAACGUGGAGAACUGGGGCUGUAACAGCUGGCACGUACAGAAGUUGUAAAAUAGCACUUCCAGGAACCAUGCAGACAGCAGUUGUCUGUAGCCCAUAAAGCAGUCGUUUUUAAAUUGACAUUCACUGUCCGUGCUUGUAAGCUGGGAGAUUUCACAUAGUAACCCAAAUUUCUAUCUUCUCUUGAAAAGCGAGAUUUAGCAACCACAAGUCUCACUGCCAGAAGGCAACAACCUGCUGGGCCACACUGCCCCUGCCCGCUCCAGCCAGGCCUGGGGUCUCCAGGCACCACAGUCCCGUCCCCACUUCUCACACUGUGAGUGCCCUGACUGGCCUGUAGGUGCUGGAGUCUGUGAUCAGACACUAAGUGAUAAACUCAACAAGGCGGAGACCGUGUCUGUUUUAAUUUUUAUUCCAGCCCAGAGCCUGGCAUAUGGUAAUGGUGGUAGGAGCAACUGUCCUCCCCAUUGCUGCAACCGGAAUGCCCGCAGUAUGCCAGACUAUUCUAAGUGUGUUGCGUUGAUUAACUCAGUCCUCCUAACAACUUUAGGAAGUAGAUACUGUCUUUGACAGUAAUAGUCCCUGUAUAAAUAUUCAAUGGGUGCUUAGAGCCAUUCAGCAAUGUCACAGAUUUUCUGUCAUUUAGGAUUAUUGCCAAACGGGACAAGUCGUUCCCAGUCAGGUUUCAGUAUCAAUGCAGAACACAUGUAUAGGGAAUCUACUGUGCAUAAAGAACGGGGCUAGACUGCAUUUGCACGGCAUCCCCAAUAAAAAGAUAUUCAUUUGGCGCCCUUAGCCCUGCAUCAGAAUCAUCUUAUGAUGAGCAAACCAAGACCCCAGGAAGGUUUUUUAAAAUCCAGGUCUCCUAACUUCCCAUCUAAGUGUUAUGAAUUUCUGACUCACAGACCUUGACAGAAAGGUAUUUACCCUGAACUAGAAAUUCAGUGAAGUGUACUUGUUUGGGUAUUAAAUGGUUGUUCUGUUUAUAUACCUGAAAAUUUGACUUCAGGGACACGUGAUGGGCUAAACUUCAGGCCAAGCAAAAGUUCAUAAAUUUACUCAAAAAGAGAAGUAUCCAAAGUAGGAUA
Molecule: messenger RNA, 15381 nt
Organism: Physeter macrocephalus (sperm whale)
Lineage: Eukaryota; Metazoa; Chordata; Mammalia; Artiodactyla; Physeteridae
Gene: ANK3
Product: ankyrin 3
Exons: 43
Coding region: 220-12591 (4123 amino acids)
Biological process (GO): signal transduction
Cellular component (GO): cytoplasm
Molecular function (GO): protein binding
Source: RefSeq, a predicted model, not a curated record